This is a messenger RNA of Epinephelus moara (kelp grouper), 1470 nucleotides long. It is a transcript of the gene nicol1, whose product is annotated as chromosome 17 C4orf48 homolog. The coding region runs from base 159 to 431 and encodes 90 amino acids. The record is from RefSeq and is a predicted model, not a curated record. Lineage: Eukaryota; Metazoa; Chordata; Actinopteri; Perciformes; Serranidae. The transcript has 4 exons.
UUCACCGGAAGUCUUGAUUCCGUUCCCAAAGCGAAUUUCAGAUGAGCCACGCGCGUGCGCACUCCGUUAAUCCACAUUAAACAAUCCUAGGUGGGCAUCUUGCGCUGUUCGGCCAAAUACCAUCGACUGAUUGACGGGUAGUCGAUCACAUCGUCACCAUGGCAUCCGGUGGAUAUCUGCAGGCAACGGUGCUCCUUCUGGCGGUCCAGCUCCUGUGUCUCGGUGCAGCUGAUGCGGAUCAGGAGGCUGGGACUGUCAUCCCUGCCGAAAGUCGCCCAUGUGUGGACUGUCAUGCAUUUGAGUUUAUGCAGAGGGCACUGCAAGAUCUAAAGAAGACCGCGUUCAACCUUGAUGCCAGGACAGAGACGCUGGUGCUGAGGGCGGAGAGGAGGGCCCUGUGCGACUGUAUGCCCACCAACUCGCUGCGCUGAGCACACCUGAGGACACUUCCACCUGUCAUCACACCCCAACACACUGACAACAACCCUGUUCUAAACCUCUACUCAUGUACAGCAACUUUCAUCUUAACUUAUUCACACAAUAGGCACUUUAUUUUAUUUUCUCUCAUAUCACUGUUGAGUGAAGCUUUGAUUUGAAACCAUGCAUCAUAAAGGCAUGUAAUUGUGUUGCCUUAUUCGGGACGACUUUUAUACCACUGAUAUUUUACAUUGUGAAACACAUGCCUGUGAAAUUAGUUUUCAUCAUCAUAGGGUUUGGGUCAGUUCUCAUAUGUCUCCUAUGAAGCAUAAGCUAUUUUUUUGUACUUUUUAGUAUUUGACUGUAUAAUGUAGAUACAGUAGAAUGCAUCGAUAAAUUUACUUGUUGAAUGUGUUGUAUGAGAUUAAUGUUUACGACGAUUAUACACAUCGAACUGUAGCAUCACGUGGAAUUUAUUUAACUGCUCAAAAUAUUUCAGUAACAGUUUUAAAUGAUUAAAUUAACCUAGAGGAAUCAGUAAAAUGUCACUGAUUCAAAUUAAUUUAUUUGCAGCCUGGUUUCCUUUGCAAAAAAAGGUUAGGUAACUUCUCAAAAAAAGUUUUUUUUUCUUUGUAAGAACCAUGAAGUUUUUUUUUUUGCAGAAAGAAAUUUUACGAGAAGUUCAAACAAUAUUUUCAGAUUUUUUUUUAAGGCGGAAGAAGCGUACUUGUAGGUCUUGAUUUAGCACAGCACUGUAGCAUGAAUUUACAGCAAUUUUUGUUAACCUACUGUUAUUGUAGAUUGUAUGUAUAGAUUCUGUAUAUGUACACGGGUCUUUGUCUGACAAAGGUGUAUGCAAGACUAGUAAUGAACAAUAUAGUAUCAAAUUAACUAUAAUAUGGACGGGGUAUGGAUAGAGGCAGGGGACAUAAAGCUAGAAAUAAUAGUCUUAUUGUUGCUUGUUCAUGAACAUGUUCUUUGUUAACAUUAUGUCACAAGAUGCCCCAUUUAUUGUCUCAAUGUUGUACCUAUCAAUAAAAACAAUGAAUGAUC